ACGUGGAAUGAAGUAGAUUGUAUAAUGGAAUGUUGGAGAAGUAUAUAUAUAAUGGAAUAUGGUCAUAUCAGAUAUGUCUUUGCAGGGUAAACAUUUCAGUGCAUGGGGUUUUGAGAAUCUCAGAAGUGGUAUAAGCCCCUAAUUUCUUUUUCUGUUUAAAUAUAGGUAUUAUAUGUUUUUUUACAGACAUUGUAAUGAUUCAACCUUUCUGUCCCAUGUUGAAAAGAAGUGGUGAUAGUGGACAUGCUUGAAUUAAAUUUAGGAGUAAAAUCUUUAGUACUUAACCAUUGAUUACAGUGUUUGCUAUAGGUCUUUUGGAAAUAUACUUUAUCAGAGCAAGGAAAUUCCCCUCUAUUAUAUUUUGCUGUUUUUAGGUGAGUGUUUACAUUUGUCAAAUGCUUUUUUUUUUUUUUUGCUGCUCUUGAGAUGAUCACGUGCCUUCACUUGUUAUUCUGUAAAUGUGGCAAAUCACAUUAAUCAAUUUCAAAUAUUGUUACACAUGUUCAUAAUAAAUGAUCAUUUUCACAUAUCACUGGAUUUGAAUUAGUAUUUUAUGAGCUUUUGUAUAUGUAUUCAUGAGGUUGAUUGAUUAUUUUCCUUUUUGUCAUGAUAUGUCUUUCCCAUCCUUUUAAUCUAUUCAUAUUUUUGUAUUUGAAGUUGGUUUCUUGUGGGCAGCAGACAAUUGGGUCUCUUUUAUUCAUAUUUAAAAUUUUUGCAUUUUAAUUGGCUUGUUUGCAUUUAACGUUAUCAUUGAUAUGGAUUGUGAUUAUCCUAACAAUUAAAACUUGUCUCCUUAACUUACUACUGUCUAAUUACCAUUAUAUGCUUUGAAUGUGUGUUUGGGAUUCUGUACAAUUGCUUUAAGUGACUUAUUUUUGCUCUGUGAAGAUAUUUCUAAAACAAUACAAAUUAAUGAUAAGAUAAAUCAUAAAGUACUCGUUUUAGGAAUAUUUUUUUAAAGAAUGACACUAAUAUGAAAAAUGAAGCCAGCUUUAUUAAUAACAUUUGUCUUCUUAAAGGGUCUCUUAUAUAUAUCCUCCAUAUCCCUAACUAAUUUUACUUUCCGUAACAAAUAAUAAGUCUCAGUUCAUGUAACUCUGACACCUCAGGAGAGAGCACUGCUGUUUCACUUCAUUUAAAUUCAAAUGCAGAAAUCUUUCUUUUCACCCUGGAAGUGUGUGUGCAUCUGCAGGGAGACAGGAUCCCAAGGGAAACAGAUUCCUAAGCGAAUUCUUCAUCUUUCCAGGCACAGGAGAGGAGCUAUAAUGGAGAUACCAUGUUCAUAAAGUCUUCCAGGGGGUUCCAGCCACAAACAGAGGGCAGUGAGAAGUUGAAGAGCCACACACUGCUUGAAAGUAGCUGGCUGGUCAAGAUCGCUUUUUGGGACAGACUUUCUCUGUAGGUAUGUUUGGGAACAGAACACUGGAAAACCAAACAUAAGUGACAAUUGACUUCAUGCACUGUUUAUUUCAGAGAAGGUCAUUGCACCCUAUAGACGCUGAAGUGUGAGGAUCCUGAAGAUCACUGAUGUCAGAAGAAUAUGUGUGUCAGCUGAGCUCCUGGAAGGCUAGCUUAGAUCUGUCUCUGGCAGUGAGGUUGACUGAAGAGGAGAUUUUGUCUUUGAAUAUUAGAAGCAUGCUGUAAGUGUCAGGCUUUCUCUCUAAGAAGAGAAAACAUAAUGGAGGCCUUGUCCUUGACCUUAUGGAGGCGUUUUGAUCAUCUGAGGAGACGUGACUUGUGAAGAAUUAGAGCUCCAAGCAGAGAGAUACAAGCAUAAAAAGGAACUGAAAGUUAUUUCCUAGAGAGUCCACAAGAGGAAGAUGGCUUUCAAAUUGGGAGGCUGGUGGUUGGGCAGAAUUAUGUUUAAAUAAAUAUGUUUAAACUGAAGAUAGUUAUAGAACCAGCCAAUCUGACACCUGAAGCUGAGCAGAGCUGUGACUUUGGCUGGCUGAGUUGAGGCAGCAGUCUGGGAUUAGGGUUAGUCUGAAUCAACGGUUAGGUCAAUAUCACAACUGAGGGUAGGUCCAUCAUUCUCAAAGUGCUGUUCCUGGAAUUGCAGCAUCAGCAUUACCUGGAAACUUGCUAUAAAGGUAAAUUCUCAGGGCCCACCCUAGACCUAUGAAAUUGAGAACCCUGGGGGUAGAGCCCAACAAUCUGCAUUUUAACAAGCUCCACAGGUGAUUCUGAUGCAUACUUACUUUUGAGAGCCAUGGGACUAAAUGAAAGACAAGCCUGAUGAGACACCCACGGUAUACAUUUGAAAAAAAAAAAAAUCUAACCUUGGUAGGGAGAUUUUUUUUUUCUGUGCCCUAGUUCCUAGAAGUGCCCCAACAGCAAGCCCAAAUAUCCAUCUGUAAGAGAUGUUUCUUGUCUUUUUGAGGGGAGCACAGCAGAAUCUGGCAACUUCUUUACCAGCGAUGGUUAAGAGGAUACUUAAAGAGAAUUGAAGCUCCUCAUAUCUUAGGGCAUGUUUAUGUAUUCCUUGAGUUCUUCCUUUGUCUUGGAAAACUCAUUCCCUCAUCUUUUCUCUUUUUACCAGGAAAUGAAGAGUAUUUAGUUAGCAGUUACUUACCAAACACACACAUACACACUCAAAAGAUACUACAGAGGUAUUUUUGUAUUCAUUUUUUCUCACCACUAACUUGUUCUAUACAUAUUUUUUCACCACCAAAUUGUUAUUUUUUUCCUUGAUGCUUUUUUCUUUCCAGGCUUUUGCUUAGUGUUGAGCAAGAGCACCAAUGGUUUAUGGUAGAACAAGGGAUGGAGAUGCUAAAUAAUAAAGGAAAAGAAUCAAAAUCAUUACGAUGCUUUUAAUAAUCUUUCGUUCUUACCUAUCUGAACUGUGCGUAUUGAGUGUUUAUUAUGUUGUGAGGUCCCUGGUGUUUUUCUCUGUUCUGUAAUAAAAAAAGACAAGUCUCCAUCAUUGGCCAGAGGGAGCGUGUUCUUUAUGAAAGAAAAGUAGGAAACACCAAUGAGUAUAAAAAUACUCAUUGAGUAGAGAGAAGUUUUAUUAACACUUUAUUAUCAGUAUACUCAGGAUAUUUAAGGAGCAAUGGGAAGGAAAGGUAUCCACCUAUGCACAAAAAUGGAAUAAUUGGAGAAAAUAUAUCCAAGAGAAAAUGUUCACUUGGGACAAAUAGAAUGUGACAAGUAGAAGUUAGAAAUUUGAGGGCAAGAUGGGAUUCUCUGAGAAGACCACGACACAUAAAAAUGCAAAGGUGAGACAAAGCAAAGCACAUUUUACAGGUGUAGCUGGGUCUGUGUGUGUGAAGGAAUUUGGGAAUCUGUCUGGAGUUGGAUCAUACUCAUAUUAAGGGAGUUAUUUUUAAUCCAUAAAGUUAUGAAUGUAAAGGAAAUGCUUUUAACAGGGAAGCGAUAUGCCUCAAUUUGAACAUUACAUUAUUAUGUCAGUACAAUGGUGGAGAAGCUUGAAAGCCUAGAAUGGAGGCAGAUCUGUUAAAGGCCAUUAAUGACACAGUCAAAUCCUGAAUUAGUGUCUGUUUUCUUUCAGCCAAUUCCAGGUCCAUCUACCAAUCAUGGUAUUGUUUCCCAACAACACAGUGACCCAGGUGACAGAAUUCCUAAUGAUCUGCUUUCCAGGGAUGCAGGACACACAGCACUGGCUGUCUAUACCUCUAGCUCCUCUCCUGGUUUUGGCCCUUGGGGCCAACUUUGUGUUAUUACUUGCCAUCCGACAGGAGGCCUGUCUGCACCAGCCCAUGUACUACCUGCUUGCCAUUCUCUCCAUGCUGGAUGUCAUCCUCUGCCUCACAGUCAUUCCCAAGGUCCUGCUCAUCUUCUGGUUCAACAUGAAGCCCAUCAGCUUUGCGGGCUGCUUCCUGCAGAUGUUCAUCAUGAAUACCUUCCUUCCCAUGGAGUCCUCCACCUUCCUGGUCAUGGCCUAUGAUCGCUAUGUGGCCAUUUGCCACCCACUUCGCUACCCAUCCAUCAUCACUGAACAAUUUGUCAUUAAUGCAGCCAUCUUUAUUGUCUUCCGCAAUCUUUUGGCCACACUGCCCACCCCAGUUCUGGCUUCCAGGCUUACCUACUGUGCCAGCAAUGUGGUGGAGAACUGUAUCUGUGCCAAUAUAUCUGUAGCAAGGCUCUCUUGUGAGGAUAUUCACCUAAGUAAGCUCUAUCAAUUUGUGAGUGUCUGGUGCCUAUUAGGGUCUGAUCUGGUGCUCAUUUUGCUAUCCUACUGCUUCAUCCUGAGGGCUGUGAUGCAUCUGAACUCAGGGGGUGCAGCCACCAAAGCCUUGAGUACUUGUAGUUCUCAUCUCAUCCUUAUACUUUUCUUCUACACAUUGCUUCUUGUCUUCAUCUUCACAAACAAAGCAGGAAAGGAAGUGCCCUCAGAAGUGCCCAUUCUUCUCAAUGUCCUGCACCACGUCAUCCCACCAGCUCUCAACCCCAUAGUUUAUGGGGUACGAACCCAGGAAAUCAAGCGGGGGAUUGUCAAGCUACUAAAGUAACAGCGCUGAGCCUGUGAGUCAGAACUCAGGGAGUAUAGACGUUUGAGAUGUUUUAGUGACUGUUUAGAUAAACAAGUAACACAUCCGCGCUGCGACCUUCAUCUUGAAAUCAAACCUUCCUCAACUUAUAUCACAUUAUUUACUCUCACUACCACCUCUGCAAAUCCUUGUUGAACCAUUUAUGUAUCCAUUUUCUUCUUCAUAUGGAUCUCUUGUUCUUACCGAUUCGCCAAUUACUCAUUAAUUAAAGAAGUAUUCAACAUCUUCCAUGUAAUUUUCAGUCUUUUUAUUCUGAGUGCUUAUUAUUCUUAGUUCAUACAGCAAGGGAUAUGCCAGAGUGAUAAGGGUAGAGUCAGGGAAACCAGUGAGGAUUUUAUUUCAAUAGUCCAGGUGAGAAAUGAUAAUGGCCUGUGCUGAGGUGGUGAGUGAGACUUAAAGUGUAGGUCACAAUAUUGGCAGAGGUUCCAUAUUUAGGGGAUAAAAGAUGGAGAGAAGUAAAGGACAAGACCAAGGAUUUAGCCAGAGCAAUUGGAAAAAAUACAUUUGUUAUUAAAUGAGGAGGUAGCUUGGCAUGGAAUAUUAAAAGUUCAGCUUUGGACACUUAAUUCCAUUUCCACAGAAGACUCUUCUCCUCAACUGUACUUUUUAAAUUACUAAUAAAUACCCAAAUGAUGAAGUAAAAAUAAGCAAUUGGAGAUACAGUACUUGUCAGGGGCGAGGUUUAAACUAGAGACAGAAAUUUGAGUCAUAAGAAUAUAGAUGGUAUUUAAAACUUUAAAUCUUAAUCUAAAUGACAGUAUUGUUUACUAAUAAAAUUUCAUAUGUUGGUUUUAUCAAAUACAUGAAAAAUUAUGCAAUUUUUUAUAAGAACAAACAUUCAUUAACAUAAUUCAGCAGAGCAAUGGAAUUCCUAUAUUCAAAAUGGAAGAUAGAAAUUUAAUGCAAGGUUUAAGGACAUUCAUAGCAAGAUGUGAUCAAAUACUUAAUCGAUGGAAAGAAAGAUGAAACCAUUCACUAACAGAGUUGAAUAUCUAACCCCCCCACUCCCCAGUUCCUGGAAUCCCUAGUAAAGUGUCUGGGGAUAGUUUGUUUCUCCCUACAUCUGGAGUUUAUGGCUCUACCCCCAGUCAGAUUCAAUCAUCUUCUACCAUAUGGCUCAGCUCUGCCCCCAGUAGUGUCCAGUAUGGGACUGAUGGAGGAUGAAUCCCUGUAACCAAUCAGCAUUUGAGGCAGAUGCUUUAGUAUUGAGCCACCAUUCCUAUUAAACUUAACCAAUACAUAACAUCUCUGUGUGGUAGCACUUGCUUUCUAGAGCUAUUAUGACAAUAGAAA
This is a messenger RNA of Loxodonta africana (African savanna elephant), 5804 nucleotides long. RefSeq names its product olfactory receptor 56A4-like. Gene Ontology annotation, molecular function: olfactory receptor activity. The transcript has 2 exons. The record is from RefSeq and is a predicted model, not a curated record. Bases 3537 to 4472 code for a protein of 311 amino acids. Gene Ontology annotation, cellular component: plasma membrane. NCBI's taxonomy places the organism in Eukaryota, Metazoa, Chordata, Mammalia, Proboscidea, Elephantidae. Gene Ontology annotation, biological process: G protein-coupled receptor signaling pathway.